AUGAGCCCUGAAUUGAAAGGUAAAAAAAUUAGUGUUAUUGAACAAGUAAAUUCUGGAUUGCAUAAAGAAAUAGAAACUAACAGGCUAAAAUUAAAACCUAUUAUAUCAACUAUUUUGUUUUGUGGAACUCACGACCUUCCCUUACGAGGGAAAAAAUCAGAUUCUGGUGUUUUUCACGGUCUUUUGAAUUUUCGUAUUGAAUCUGGCGAUGAGAUAUUGAAAGAUCAUUUUUUAACUAACGCGGGAAAUGCUAAAUAUUCGUCCCAUAGAACUCAAAAUGAAUUAAUCACAUUAUGUGGAAAGAUAUUAAAAGAAGAAAUAGUGUGCGAAGCUAAUGCCGCGAAUGCGUUUUCCAUUAUUUCUGACGAAUCGGCAGAUAUUUCUGGUGUUGAGCAGCUAACAAUUGUAAUUAGAUUUUUAGACAAGCAGUCAAGUCCUAUAAAGAUUCGAGAAGAAUUCCUUGGCUUUUUACCAUUAGAUAAAUUAGACGCAGAAUCAGUUGCUACUAAAAUUUUAUCAUUUAUGGAAGACAGUGGCCUUAAUUUAAGUAAACUUUAUGGACAAGGUUAUGAUGGUUGUGCUACAAUGGCUGGCAAAGUAGGCGGCGUUGCUAAAUUAAUUCGUAACCGAUAUAAUAAAGCUUUAUAUUUCCAUUGUGCUAGUCACCGAUUAAAUUUAGUAAUUAACGAUCUAAACAAAAUUAUGGUUAUUCGUAAUACUAUUGGCACAAUAAAAGAAAUUAUAAAAUUUUAUCGCGAAAGUACACUUCGAAGAAAUCUUAUACCCAAUAUACCACUUUUUUGCGAAACACGCUGGUCUUCAAAGUAUAAGAGUAUCAGGCUGUUUUCUGAAAAUUUUAUUGCCAUAAUUCAAAUCCUUCAAUCUCUGUCUGUUAAUGGUAUUAUAAAUUCGAAUACAAGACAACGUGCACUUAAUCUAUACUCCUCAAUCUCGAAUUUUACAUUUAUAAUUAGUAUGAAAAUAAUUGCUAAAUACAGCGCUAUCUUAGAAUCAGUUAAAAAUAUUUUACAAGGUGUAUCAAUGGAGCUUUAUAAAGUUCGGGAACAUGUGAAGGAAUUGUUAAAAAUGUUAGAAGACAAUAGACCAAAUGCAAAUGAAAUUUUUGAUUUAUUAUUUACUGACGCCAAAUCUAUAGCAGAUGACUUUGAAUUCACUAUAACUUGUCUCAGAAUAACUGGAAAACAAUCACACAGAAACAAUUAUUCUUACGAAUCUCCCAAAGACUAUUAUCGAGUGUCAAUUUUUCUACCUUAUCUAGAUUCAAUAAUUCAGUGUAUUAAAGAAAGAUUUGAAAAAAGUAAUAGUGUUGCUUUUUCAUUACAACAUCUUCAUCCAGCAUUAUUUAUAAAAAUGAAAAAACAAGAGUACACUGAAAGCAUAGCAAAUAUUUAUAAAUGUUAUAAAAUUGAAAACCUGUUAGCUGAAAGUGAAAGUUGGUAUAGUUUAUGGCAAAAAAAAGACUGCCGAAGUAUGGACAUAAUAGAUUUACUAGAACAUAGCAAUAUAUUUUUCCCUUGCAUUACAAUUGCAUUAGAAAUUUUUCUAUCUUUGCCAGCUACAAGUUGUACAGCUGAAAGGUCAUUUAGCACUUUACGAAGAGUUAAAACUUGGCUUCGGUCUACGACGUGUGAAGAACGAUUAAAUGGUCUAUGUAUGUUAAGUGUUCAUCGUGAAAGAAUUAAUAUAAGAAAAGAAAAAUUCAUUGAAUAA
Messenger RNA from Melanaphis sacchari, 1731 nucleotides. RefSeq names its product 52 kDa repressor of the inhibitor of the protein kinase-like. The record is from RefSeq and is a predicted model, not a curated record. Gene Ontology annotation, molecular function: protein dimerization activity. Lineage: Eukaryota; Metazoa; Arthropoda; Insecta; Hemiptera; Aphididae. The transcript has 2 exons. Bases 1 to 1731 code for a protein of 576 amino acids.